AUGGAGCACUUGCUUUAUGACAACCUCUGGCUCGACUUCGUGGCGGCGGCAGUCGAGUUUCCGGACAACAUCGCCCUACGAUGUAACGCUGCUGUCUUCACUUAUCAGCAGCUUCGCCGCGUGGUGGAGGUCCGGGCGGCCGUAUUGUCACGCCAGUACGGUUUGGUGUCGGGUUCGAGAGUGCUCCUACUCCUACAACGAGGAGUGUCUUUCGUCGUCACUGCCCUAGCGCUGUGGAAACUCGACUGCACUAUGAUCCCCCUCGAUGCUGACCUCACCCCAGAUAGUAGAGCGCAACAAGUGGCUGAGGAGGGUGACUGUGACCUUUUGAUAGUCACCACUGGUCGGAGUACCAUUGACUUGUCAUCGGUCAACGGCAGAGUCGUUGGGAUCGACGAGCUCGACCGGUUGGAAGAUUCUCAGGCUAUUGAAAAGGAGUGUGAUGAGAGGUCAGCACCAGCGUACAUAAUGUUCACGAGUGGCUCGUCUGGUCGGCCUAAGGGUGUAGUGGUGUCCCACACUAGUGUCGUCAAUGUGUUAGAGCACUUCGCUGCUGAGCUCGGACCAGACUGGCGUCGGCUGCUGGCGGUGACCACCUUCCAGUUCGACAUCUCCGUAUUGGAGUAUAUGCUGCCACUCACGACGGGAAGGCAGUGCAUCAUCGCUGACACCGAGACGUGUAGGAGUGCACCUAAGAUACUCAACAUGCUCAUUGAGGACUCCAUUGACUUGAUGCAGGCUACCCCUACGAUGUGGCAACUGUUGGUAGCUGCUGGGCUGUUGGAGAGAGCCAUGGGGCUCAACAGUGGACUGCAGAUCCUCUGUGGGGGCGAGCCCUUCCCAGCCCAUCUAAGGUGCCUCUGUGACGUUGCCUCGAAGGUCCUCAACUGCUACGGCCCCACCGAGACUACUAUCUGGUCGAGCACGUACCAAGUGUUGCCAGAUGAGGAUGGGCCUGUGCCUAUCGGUCGUCCUAUUCGGAACACUACUUUCAAAAUCAGUGCUGAUGGUGAGCUUAUCAUUGGUGGCGCGGGGGUGGCCCUGGGGUACUUCAGACGCCCCAAGGGGUCGGCUGGUGGUUUUUGUGUGGAUGGUUGGUAUGCUACUGGCGAUCGAGUCAGGUUGGAUCCUCAUCGCGGUGGUGACUACGUAUACUUGGGCAGGUUGGACGACUCCCAGGUGAAGGUGCGAGGGUACCGUAUCGAACUAGGGGAAGUUGAGAAGGUCCUCAAAGAGCAGCUAGCUGAGACCAGUCAGUGUGCGGUAGUGCCCUAUAGGGACCAUCUGGCCGCAUUCAUAACGGCGGACCCCUCACACAUCGACGUGGUCAGUCUCCGUCGAGAGCUGUCGAGGACAUUGCCACCGUAUAUGAUACCAACAUGGUUCACAUCGUUACCAUCCUUGCCAGUUACGGCCAACGGCAAGUUGGAUCGGAGAGCCUUGUCAGCCUACUCCGUCACCAAGGGUCGGAGGCGACCACAAAUGCCCACCAGCCCGCGAGGACGCAUACGGAAAUGCGUGAGUGAAGUGCUCGGGUUCGAGGUGCUUGACGACGCCUCGCUGGCCAGUCAAGGAGUCACUUCCCUCCUGGCUGUGGUUCUGGUUGAGAGCCUUUCCGAAGCGUUGGGAGUGGUCGUUGAUGUUGAGCACGUCUUUGCGCAUGCCCGAGCCGACUCUUUCUUUGGCUACAUAGAGGAGCUGGCAAAGGCAAAUACGGUGGUUCCAGUAGCCGUUAAGAAGGCUGAGAAGAAGGCGAAGAAGUUGGACCCGUUUUUGUCUGCUUGUCAAGAUGGCUCGGUGCUGGACACCUACACUAUAGAGGAGAUCCAAGACAAGACCACUACCGUUACUGAUCGCUUUGGGUCCUCCCCCUUGCAUUAUGCUGCUGGUGCUGGUCACUUGCGGGUCUGCAAGGUUCUAUUUCAAGUGGGUGGAAACCCUCACUACUGUGACCACAAGAGCGGUCGCAACGCCCUUCACUGGGCGGCACGGAACGGCAGAAUGGGCAUGCUGGAUUGGCUCCUUGAUGACUGUGAUGUGCCUGUGGACACCGAGACUAAGGAUGGCACUACUCCGCUACAGCUCGCAUGCUGGGGAGGCUCCCCUCAAGUGUGUGACGCAUUGGUCGCCCGAGGCGCGGAUGCCCAUCAUGUUAAUCGAUGGGGGUGUAUAGUAACUCACUUCGCAGCGUUGUCGGGCCAGCUAAAGACAAUGAAGUGGUGCUCUUCAGUACUGAGCCCUGAGGAACUAGCUCAGGGCAAUGACCAGGGCCACACAGCUCUGCAUAAGGCGGCGUAUGGGGGCCAUGGAGAUAUCUGUCGAUGGUUACUCACAUUUGACGUCUUUAGGAAGCUUAGGAAGACGCCCGAUGUUAGGGGGCAAACUCCUGCUAUUCUCGCCCGGAAAAGUGGGCAUGAAGGGCUGGCUGAAUUCCUUGAUGCUCGUUGUUGUUGAUAAUGAUAGUUCCUUGUAUGCUUUCAAUG
Messenger RNA from Perkinsus marinus ATCC 50983, 2483 nucleotides. Its product is annotated as antibiotic synthetase, putative. Gene Ontology annotation, molecular function: phosphopantetheine binding; protein binding. The record is from RefSeq and is a predicted model, not a curated record. Gene Ontology annotation, biological process: secondary metabolite biosynthetic process; amino acid activation for nonribosomal peptide biosynthetic process. Gene Ontology annotation, cellular component: cytoplasm; cytosol. Lineage: Eukaryota; Perkinsozoa; Perkinsida; Perkinsidae. The coding region runs from base 1 to 2454 and encodes 817 amino acids. The transcript has a single exon.